UAUUCCUAGUGGGCGGAGGCUUGUGAGCCGCUUGUUGUGGAGCCGUGCGCCCGGUGGGUGGAGGUUGUGAGUCGUGAGCCGCUUGUGCCCUGAACCCAGUCGGUGGCUCGCGGCAGAGGGAGCCGCUGCCGCGUGUGGAGGCAGGACCACCAGAGUUGCUUGAUUCGGACUCCGCUGUCCAGCUCGUCCGCGCCACUGCGAACAAGAAGUUGUUGAGAACUCCCAACCUGUAACUCGCACGCUGCGCAGUUCCAAGAUCCCUUAGCCACGAUGGUGAAAGAGACGAAGUACUACGACACCCUGGGCGUGAAGCCCUCUGCCUCCACCGAGGAGCUCAAAAAGGCCUACCGCAAGCUCGCCCUCAAGUAUCACCCGGACAAGAACCCCAACGAGGGCGAGAAGUUCAAGCAAAUCUCCCAGGCGUACGAGGUGCUGUCGGACCCCAAGAAGAGGGAGCUGUACGACCAGGGCGGCGAGCAGGCCAUCAAGGAGGGCGGCAUGAGCGGCGGCAGCGGCUUCAGCUCCCCCAUGGACAUCUUUGACAUGUUCUUUGGCGGGGGAGGCCGCGCGCAGCGUGAGCGCAAAGGGAAGAACGUGGUGCAUCAGCUCACCGUCUCGCUGGAGGAAAUGUACAACGGCGCCACGAGGAAGCUGGCGCUACAGAAGAAUGUCGUCUGCAACAAAUGUGACGGCCGCGGCGGCAAGGAAGGCGCGGUGAAGCCGUGCGGCGUGUGCCGCGGCACGGGCAUGCAGGUGCGCAUCCAGCAGCUGGGGCCAGGCAUGGUGCAGCAGAUCCAGUCGGUGUGCCACGAGUGCCAGGGCAGUGGCGAGCAGAUCGACCCCCGCGACCGCUGCAGGCAGUGCCAGGGCCGCAAGGUGGUGCGCGAGAAGAAGAUCCUGGAGGUGCACAUCGACAAGGGCAUGAAGGACGGACAGAAGAUCCAGUUUGCCGGCGAGGGCGACCAGGAGCCUGGGCUGGAGCCCGGGGACGUCAUCACCGUGCUUGAGCAGAAGGAGCACCCUGUGUUCCACCGGCAAGGGCAGGAUCUCAUCAUGGAGAUGGAAAUCGAGCUGGUGGAGGCACUGUGCGGCUUCCAGAGACUGAUCUCGACGCUGGACGACCGGGUGAUCGUCAUCACGUCCCACCCCGGUGAAGUCAUAAAACACGGAGAGGUGAAGUGCAUCUUGAACGAGGGCAUGCCUAUCUUCCGCAACCCAUUCGAGAAGGGCCGUCUGAUCAUCCAGUUCAAAGUCGUAUUCCCCCCGUCGGGCUUCCUGCCCAUCCACGGCCUGGCCCAGCUGGAGGCGCUGCUGCCUCCGCGGCAGGAGGCGCUCAUCACGGACGACAUGGAGGAGGCGAUGCUCGUCGACAUCGAUCCCGUGUCCGAGGAGCGGCGCCACAAGAACGAAGCCUACCAGGAGGACGAGGACGGCCAUGGCCCGCGGCGCUCGGGCGUGCAGUGCCAGUCCUCGUAGUGGCAGCACCGCCGCGGCCACCGCACCGCCGCAGCCCCAACGCGGCGCCGCAGCCCCAACGCGGCACUAACGCGGCACUAACGCGGCACUAACGCGGCACUAACGCGGCACUAACGCGGCACUAACGCGGCACUAACGCGGCACUAACGCAGCCCCAACGCAGCACUAACGCAGCCCCAACGCAGCACUAACGUGGCCCCAAUGCAGCACUAACGCAGCACUAACGCAGCCCCAACGCAGCACUAACGCAGCCCCAACGCAGCCCCAACGCAGCACCAACGCAGCACCAACGCAGCACCUAACGCAGCACUAACGCAGCCCCAACGCAGCACUAACGCAGCCCCAACGCAGCACUAACGCAGCCCCAACGCAGCACUAACGCAGCCCCACCGAGGCGCCGCGGCCCCAACGUGGCCCCAACGCAGCACUAACGCAGCCCCAACGCAGCACCAACGCAGCACCAACGCAGCCCCAACGCAGCCCCAACGCAGCACUAACGCAGCACUAACGCAGCACUAACGCAGCACUAACGCAGCACUAACGCAGCACUAACGCAGCACUAACGCAGCACUAACGUGGCCGAGGAUCAGGGGCCGUGCGAUUCGGUGACCAAAGGGAGAUUUUUACGGGGCACAUGUACCGAGUCACUCCUCUCUCACUUCUGCAAGUUUUAUUUCUUUACUUAUCACCCUUAACAAACAUUUACAUAUAUUUAAGAAUGCACAAUUGAAAAACUAUAUAACAAAUAUACAAUGCCGAAUAUAAAAUUAAAAUAACAUGUUCAAAAAUUUACAUGAAUGAUUCUCGAACUGUCGGGGCUGCCAGUCCAAUAUCGAACCAGGCUAUUUAAAACACCGGUGGUGGGAUGGAAAUCACGGUGACUUCAUUGUUGGGUGGUGAAUAGUCCAGCAUCUCGUCGUCAGCACUGGUACGUUUUCCCAUGCAUCCCUUGGCUCGAUCUGUGACGCCGACUGCAUUUGUGCAGAGAGGUGGUUUGUUGAUUGCUUUGUGUUCAGGGAACUUGCAGUUUCCUUGAUGCUGCAUGCACUCAACUGAUUAGUGCUCAGCCAUUGGACGAGGGCCAGUGGACCAUCUUACCAUGAUUGGCCCGGGGGUGGG
Messenger RNA from Lethenteron reissneri (Far Eastern brook lamprey), 2595 nucleotides. Its product is annotated as dnaJ homolog subfamily A member 1-like. Gene Ontology annotation, molecular function: ATP binding; Hsp70 protein binding. The record is from RefSeq and is a predicted model, not a curated record. Lineage: Eukaryota; Metazoa; Chordata; Hyperoartia; Petromyzontiformes; Petromyzontidae. Gene Ontology annotation, biological process: response to heat; protein folding.